Messenger RNA from Truncatella angustata, 978 nucleotides. Its product is annotated as putative amidoligase enzyme-domain-containing protein. Bases 1 to 978 code for a protein of 325 amino acids. The transcript has 2 exons. The record is from RefSeq and is a predicted model, not a curated record. Lineage: Eukaryota; Fungi; Ascomycota; Sordariomycetes; Amphisphaeriales; Sporocadaceae.
AUGGCAAACCACUUAUCUUUUUUCUUUGGAGUUGAGCUAGAGUUGCUAAUCGGGAGCCGGUCUAAAACCCACAAGACGUGGAAGUCACUUGCUGCCGAGGUCAGUACGAAGCUGAGGAAGGCUGGCCUCGCCAACCACGUCAAUGAAGGAAACGACAAGGCUAUAGAGCAUUACGAAGAAUGGUCUAUUGUCCAAGAGGUCACCGUACCCUCGCAGCCUGGAAAAAAUCUUUGGGGUAUCGAGCUCGUUUCUCCUAUUUUGGACUUGUCAACCCCAUGGGAAGCGCACUUGUCGCUGAUAUUCAAGACGCUCAAAUCGUCUUUUACCAUUUCGAGCUCUCCGAAUACUUCCACCCAUGUCCACCUAUCAACCUCACCUGCACUACCGCCAGGCUAUCUCAACGCAAUAGCCAAAUCCAUCUUGUACUUUGAGCCAGCCAUGGAUUUGCUGCUACCGUCCACACGAGCUUCUUCGUACUGGUGUCAAUCAAACAGGAUUAACCCAGUAAUGAAAUCACUCUCUCUCCCACAGUGCUUUGAGCAUCUAGACUACUGCAGCGAUGUUCACGAUGUAGCACGCGCCAUGUGCUCAUUCUCAGCACAAUCCGCAUACGGAAGGGCCAAUGGAUACACCGAAGACUUUGUUCACGGCGUCUAUAAAUGGGACUUUUCGGGCAUGGUCGAUCCUUCGUCAUGCCUCUCGACGAACCUUGCGCCCAACGGGACGCUCGAAUAUCGACAGUGCCCUGGCAGUAGCAGCUCGGAGGAAGCCCGCACAUGGAUCAUGCUAGCUCUAAGCUUUACGGCCGGCUCCAUGGACAGUGCCGGUUUGCUCGACCCUGAAACACCCGUCCGCAUGGAAGACCUCUGGUGGACGGUCAGCUCCGGACUCCAGACCUUGGGCAUGGCAGACGGCGACAUAAGGGGCAUCGAGAAGCUCUUCUCUGGAACGAAGAAGUCCAGAGGAGGCCGGCAGUAG